Oryctolagus cuniculus (rabbit) is the source of this 2487-nucleotide messenger RNA. It is a transcript of the gene PAFAH2, whose product is annotated as platelet activating factor acetylhydrolase 2. Gene Ontology annotation, molecular function: 1-alkyl-2-acetylglycerophosphocholine esterase activity. NCBI's taxonomy places the organism in Eukaryota, Metazoa, Chordata, Mammalia, Lagomorpha, Leporidae. The record is from RefSeq and is a predicted model, not a curated record.
UGUAGUUCCUGACAUGGACGCGGGCAAUGCUUUCAAGCGCCCACGUUGAUCCUGAAAACUACAACUACCAAAGGGCCACGGGCUCCUGGGCGGUUUCUCCUUUCCGUCGAGUUAAACGACAGGGAUUACUUCUGAGGGAUCACCUUGACUGGCCCAGCGCAGCUCUGCCCGAGUCACUUGCGUCCAGCGGUGAUGAGAUGGGGGCCAGCCAGUCCGUGUGCUUUCCCCCGGUCACAGGACCCCACCGCGUAGGCUGCGGGGACGUGAUGGAAGGCCAGGGUCUGCAGGGGAGCUUCUUUCGAAUCUUCUACCCCUGCCAAGAGGCAGAGGAGACCCCGGAGCAACCCCUGUGGAUCCCCCGCUACGAGUACUACACUGGCCUGGCUGAUUACCUGCGGUUCAAUAAGCGCUGGGGGGGCCUGCUGUUCAACCUGGCCGUGGGAUCUUAUCGGCUGCCUGUUAGCUGGAAUGGCCCCUUUAAGACAAAGGACUCUGGAUACCCAUUGAUCAUCUUCUCCCACGGCCUGGGAGGCUUCAGAUGGCAGCAACAGCUGGAGUUGGACCAGGCUGAAGCCAGGAGCCAGGAACUCCAGUCUAGUGUCCCACAUGGGUGGCAGGAGCCCAGAUACUUUAGCCAUCAUCUGCUGCUUCCCAGGACGUUGUAUUCCGCCUUCUGCAUGGAGCUGGCCUCCCAUGGCUUCGUGGUCGCUUUACCAGAGCACAGGGACCAGUCGGCUGCGACCACCUAUUUCUGUAAGCAGGCCCCCGAGGAGACCCAGCCCACCAACAAGUUGCUAGAGGAGGAAUGGAUCCCCUUCCGUCGAAUCGAGGAAGGAGAGAAGGAGUUCCAUGUUCGGAAUCCCCAGGUGCAUCAGCGGGCGAGGGAGUGUGUGCGGGUGCUGAGGAUCCUGCAAGAAGUUGCUGCUGGCCAGCCCAUCGACAACAUCUUGCCUGGAGGUUUGGAUCUGAAGACCUUGAGGGGCAGCAUCGACCCGAGCCGGGUGGCCGUGAUGGGACACUCGUUUGGAGGGGCCACGGCUGUCCUGGCGCUAGCCAAGGAGACUCAGUUUCGGUGUGCUGUGGCCCUGGACGCGUGGAUGUUCCCCCUGGAACGAGACCUUUACCCACAGGCCCGGGGCCCUGUGUUCUUUAUCAACACUGAGAAAUUCCAGACAGUGGAGAGUAUCAACUUGAUGAAGAAGAUAUGUGCCCAGCACGAACAGUCCAGGAUCAUAACUGUGCUUGGUUCUGUUCAUCACAGUCAAACUGACUUUGCUUUUGUGACUGGCAACUUGCUUGUUAAAUACUUAUCCAGCCACACCCGUGGGAGCCUGGACCCCUACGAAGGUCAGGAGACUAUGGUGCACGCCAUGUUGGCCUUCCUGCAGAAGCACCUGGACCUGAAGGAGGACUACGAUCAAUGGAACAGUCUCAUCGAAGGCAUUGGGCCGUGGCUCACUCCUGGUGCCCCCACCCACCUGUCUAGCCUGUAGGCACAGCUGGCCAUCUGUCACAGGUCACCUGAGCUGUGUCCACUUGGGGGCUGCCAAGGGGCACCAUCACCUCUGUCUGGAAGUGGUCAGCUCCACCCUUUUCCUCAGAUUGAGAGGAUGUAAUCACACUGCUGAUUGGAUAAUGGGGUGAUAAUGGGGGGCUUUGAUCUUGGACUUGAUCUUAAACUCACCCUGGGGCUUGGAUCACUGAAGCUUGGCCAAGUGACUUUCUGGGGCCUGCGCCCUGCAGGUGUGGGGAAGAAGCCUAGUGCCCUGAGGCUGAGUAGGAAGCCUGGGCCCUACCUGCUCCCUCUGCUCCCACCACAGUUGCUUCUCUAGUGGAAGUACCAACGCCAGAGGGCCCCCAUCCCCGCCUGGCUCUGUCUCUUUCUCGCUCUCAGCCUGCUGCCUCUUGGGCCGCUUGGUGAAAAGUGAGCACAUGAGCAAACUUGCUGGAGUGUGGACAUCCUCAGAUUUUCUGAUCAUUUGCAGGCCUUGCCCCUUGCGUGAGAUGUAGUACUGGGUACUUAGCAGUACUGGGCCACACCUGGGAGCCCACGGCGGGGCCAGCAGCCGUGGUCUCCCAGCACAGGGCUCCCUCAGAAGCUCCAGAAGUCUUUGAGGUCUUGCCAAAAAUGUGUCUUGACAGGAGAAACACAAGUAGGUUGAGGUGGGAGUGUUAGGAUCAGUGCUAAGCAGGCCCUUGCUGCAAGAGGGAAGGAGGCUGGUUAGUCUGACCCGGGAGGCCUUCCCUGGUGAGGUGUAGGAACACCUGUGUCUCGCCUCUUAACUCUGAGGUCGUGAGCUGCCAACCUGCUCAGGGCCAGCGUGCUUCGAUUGUUUGGUCUUUUGGUUCUGAGGCCUUUGCCCCAGCAUAAGUCAGAAUACAGUCCACACUUCCAUUCUGUCCCAUUUACAAUAUGAAUGACAUCAAUACCAAUGAAAGUUGGAAUGGUCUCUGUUUAAUCUGCAAUAAAGCAAGAUGGGAAAUGCC